AUGGUAACCGAGUUUAGAGAAGCUUUCCGAAAUAACCCUUGUCUUUGGAAAAUUAUAAGCAACGAUUACAGAGACAAAAAUAUGAAGUUUCAAGCAUACAAUAAUUUAUUAGAAAUUAUACGUAAAGUGGUACUAUUGACAACGUUAAGAAAAAAAAAUUCAUUAAGGGUGGGGUACCGUAAAGAACAUAAAAUAGAGCCAGGUAGCAAGAGGAGUGGUUCAGCAAUUGACCAGGUAUACGUGCCAAAAUUACGUUACUACAGUCAGCUUGAAUUUCUUUAUAAUCAAAGCGAAGGUGAACUAUCGGCUGACAAUAUUGACAGCAGCGCACAGGAGACAGCUAAUGAUAAUGAAAAUACAUUUGAUGCUGAGCAUAGUGAAAAUGAUACUCAGAAUACCAAAUACAACGUGUCUUCACCUGCGAUACCUGCAACAUCUGCACGUCGUAAACGACAAGUCAAUGAUGGAAUUCAAAAUUCAAUAUCGUUGAUAGGUAAAAAAUUACAAAAGCCUGAUGAUGAAUAUGAUGUUGCUGGAAAAAUGUCGCAGCUAAACUCCGCAACAUGA
Molecule: messenger RNA, 567 nt
Organism: Parnassius mnemosyne (clouded apollo)
Lineage: Eukaryota; Metazoa; Arthropoda; Insecta; Lepidoptera; Papilionidae
Source: the annotation of a GenBank genome assembly